Molecule: messenger RNA, 1909 nt
Organism: Ectocarpus sp. CCAP 1310/34
Lineage: Eukaryota; Phaeophyceae; Ectocarpales; Ectocarpaceae
Source: the annotation of a GenBank genome assembly
UUUUGGACUGAGAUAGAUUGGCACCAAAAAAAGUGACGGUUGGCAAAUUGACACGAAAAAAGGUAACGGUUGGUAAAUUGACACGAAAAAAUAUUCCGCCGCACGUUGCCUGGCGAAGGGCAGCAGCGGCGCAGCCUCAAGUUAAAAAAAAAAUAACCCCAGCUGCACCGCUGCAUCGCCGGGAAACCCAACGGUCGCGCUCCCUCAUCACCGCACUCGACACAGAGCGAGGGGAUGGCGCGCCUUGCGCGAGGUAGAAUCCGCUACGAGUGGUAUGAUGAGUGCAUGCAGGUUCUACUGCUUGCUGUGUUGUGCGCGCUAGCUGGAGAGGAGGACAUGUUCCUCGAGAUGGCCAUGUUUGGCCUAAUAGCAAAGCUGGAGACAUGUUUCCUCUCGACUCCCGAGAACUACACUCCGCGAACUACACUCCCCGAAUCCCAACCGCCGCCAGCGGCUUCGCGCUCCUAGUACGUGCGCCCAGAGCUACCGUCUCUUCCACCAACAACUGCUGUAACCUCUCCCUUCACGGGCGGGGCACCCGACUAGCUGCUGUUGUGAUUGUCUCCCGUGUGCUUCGAGUCCAGAGUCCAGACAGACCAACCUCGGCGUGUGUUGUUCUCGAUCCCGCGAUGAACGCACACGAUCCUAACCGCGGCUUGACGUUCCCCUAACGCGAUGUACUCCCGGGAGCGUUGUGCUCACGUGUGUGGGCGCGCGGGAAGCUGCGUGCGAGCUUGCCGACUGAGUUGAUGCCUUCGUGUGUGUGCGAUGGCGCUCGUGUCAAUUUGUCGUUUUCUCGUGUCAAAGUACCUCACGUGAAAAUAUUUUGACCACGUUUUCGAAAAAUUCUGACGUGUGAUUCUGACAUGAAAAAGUGCGGCGUAACCUCUCGUGUCAAAAUUCUGACGUCUCGUGUCAAAAUUCUGGUCUUGUGUCGAAAUUCGUGCUCGUGUCAAAAAUCCUGACACACGUGGGACCCAUGUAUUUAUUAUCAAGCCGCAUUUCCACUGUAGACUACUUGUAGUCAGCUGUUGCGGCACAGCAGCCGUCAGUUGUCAGUAGAUGGAGUCGUCACAUGUAGCCUCACCUACGGCGCUCCGGGAGGCAGCUUAUUUGGUAGUAGCACCGUUGCCGCCAGGGUAGAGGGUUCCUCAGCACUCGACCUGUCUAUGUGAUAAAUUCUGCGUCUAUAGACUAUCUAUUUUGGCCUCUGACGAAGUUGCUUCCUUGACAACUCCGGGGACAGUCAGAGACACGAUCAGCUCCGAUUCAGAGGGAAACCGAGAAUCGCCUGCCAUAUGGGUAAGAAAACUCUGUAGCGUGCAAAUCCUGGAACGCUUUUGCUACAAGCGUUGGGCUCGAGAAGGGGUAAGACUAACUGGGAUCUCCGCGCUCUCCUCACUUGUCAUCUUCUUGGCCAUAUUGUAGACGCUACUUGCAUGCAAGACGCUUGGUUUGCGUUCUACAACACCUUGUCGAUUUUCAACACAUCGUCCAUGACGGGAGAAAAGGUGACGCAAACGUGUGUGGGUGUGUUUUUUUUAUUAGCAUCGACCGCGCUAUCCGGCUGACCAAUUAGAAGACGUCAGUGCCAGCGGGUAAAAAUCAAGGUCCCUGAAGGGGGCCAAAAUUCGAAAAAUGCGCAAUGCGCUUGAUGCGAAUGCCAAUAAGACUGUCUCAUGUUCUUGCACGUAGAGACACAUCUCAGCUACACAAAUGCCCUCGCUCGAGUCUAGGAAGCCACUGAUGCAAAGAGCGGAGGACAGCAAAAGGGUUAUUUCAAGCCCAGCCGAAGCCAGGAUAUCGAUAUCGUGGUAUGCUGCAUCUCCCAAUUUGAUAAUCGUCCACUCCCAAGAUCUAACAGUCAUCGUGUCCGCAGCUAGAUGACUCAAACAAAAUAGCAUCACAU